This is a messenger RNA of Bactrocera latifrons, 2177 nucleotides long. RefSeq names its product neuropeptide Y receptor type 1. The record is from RefSeq and is a predicted model, not a curated record. Gene Ontology annotation, cellular component: membrane. Bases 162 to 1664 code for a protein of 500 amino acids. Gene Ontology annotation, biological process: G protein-coupled receptor signaling pathway. Gene Ontology annotation, molecular function: neuropeptide Y receptor activity. The transcript is spliced from 10 exons. NCBI's taxonomy places the organism in Eukaryota, Metazoa, Arthropoda, Insecta, Diptera, Tephritidae.
GUGCAAUUAAUUUGACGCCACCCACAAUAAUUGGAUUAUUGGAUAAUGGCGUUACAAACAAACAUAAAUGUCUAAUUCUACCGAUAAAGUUCGUAUCAUUGAAAAAAUAAAAAAAGGAAAUUUUUUAAAGACUUCUUCAUAACAACUUGACUUAUAGCACUAUGGAUGAAUUUCCCGUCUUACAAAUACCUGAUGAUGAAGUACUCGAAGAGGAGGAAUUCGAACGUCUAUACUCCGCUCCUAUUGAAAUUGUCAUAAUACUCUCCAUAUUUUACGGCGGCAUCAGUAUUUUAGCAAUCAUUGGCAACUCAUUAGUCAUUUGGGUGGUAAUAACGGCCCGACAAAUGCGUACCGUCACCAAUACAUACAUAGCAAACUUGGCUGUUGCCGAUGUCAUCAUUGGACUCUUUUGUAUACCGUUUCAGUUUCAAGCAGCUCUUUUACAGCGUUGGAACUUACCCUGGUUUAUGUGUGCCUUUUGUCCUUUCGUGCAAACUUUGAGCGUAAAUGUUUCCGUUUUUACAUUGACCGCCAUUGCGAUUGAUCGACAUCGUGCUAUCAUCAAUCCUUUAAGAGCACGUCCUUCGAAGUAUAUUUCGAAAUUUAUUCUAGUUGGCAUUUGGUUAUCAGCAUUCAUAUUCGCUAGCCCAAUAGCUGUCGCAUUUCGCGUGGAAGUGAUGCAUGAACGUUACAGAGAGGAUGGUGUCAUCUACAAUGUGACACGACCCUUCUGUACGAAUGUCAAUCUCUCGGAUGAACAACUGAAGGCUUACCGUUAUGCGCUUGUUGUCGUACAAUACUGUGURCCCUGCUGUGUCAUUUCCUUCGUCUAUGUACAAAUGGCUGUGAAAUUGUGGCUGACCGAAACGCCGGGCAACGCCGAGGAUACAAGAGACAUGGCGUUAAUGCGAAACAAGAAGAAAGUCAUAAAAAUGCUCAUUGUUGUUGUGAUUGUGUUCGGCAUCUGCUGGCUACCCUUGCAGUUAUAUAAUGUGCUAUAUGUGACUAUACCAGAAAUUAAUGAAUACCAUUUUAUCAGCAUAAUAUGGUUUUGCUGCGAUUGGCUGGCGAUGAGCAAUAGCUGCUACAAUCCCUUCAUUUACGGAAUUUACAAUGAGAAAUUCAAACGUGAAUUCAAUAAACGUUUCAAUUUGUGCUUUUGCAAAUUUCGCACCAACAACGAUGCCCACGAGCGCACCUUGUCUAUGCAUACGAGAGCCACCUCACUGCGCUCAAACUUUGCCAACUCGUCAAUGCGUAUACGUAACAAUUUAUAUGCCGAAGCGACUGCUGGACAACACAAAUCAGAUAUAUACUACACAUAUCGUUAUGCCAAUAUGCGACCGGGUCGGAAUGGCAGUAACGCGACAGCGCACAAUAUCAUUGCUUUGCCUCGUAAGACAAUGCAAACGUAUGAUUACAGCAAAACUAAUACCGAGUUGCAUAAUGCCGCUGCUGCGGCCAAUAGUCAGAGUGUGCCGCAAUGGCGGCGCAACAAUUUCAAGCCACUGUAUCCGGAUGUAAUUGAAUGUGAAGAUGACUUGGACACGCUGAUGCACUCGACACCCACAUCAGAGGAGCCGAAUUCCAGCUCGGCGGGCAGUAAUAAGGUGAAUGUGAGUGCCGGACCAGGUUUCAUAUUCAAAACCACUGGGAAAAGAUAGCUGGGARCUUUGCCAUGCUAACACAGUUACGUAGAAACCAUGUUCAAUUGUGCAGUGGAAAUGGACCCAAGCAACAAUUAAGCGUAAGGCACGCACAUUUGGGCAACGGCAAGUCAAAGUCUUCGGCUUAUUUGACCUAAGCUUCUUUUGGGAAUGCAUGUGCUUUGUGCCCACUUUGGCUAUUGUUGCUKUAAAUUUGCCGAUUUUGACAAUAAACCCCCAGUAUCGAAGUGUGUUGCAUAUGAGACCGCCAGUGUUGACUCGUGCAAGCAAUAACCACCCAAACAAAGUCUGAUGCGUAGAAAUCAUGUCAUCUGCCAUGUUACUGACGAACCCGCCGUGGCUUUUGAGCAGCAAUUAGAAAUUCGGCAGAAUUUAUAAGCAAUUACUAAUGAUUCAUGAUGUGCUAUACUAUAAUAGUUGAAUUUCAAGUUUAUAUGCAUGACAUACAUACCUAUCUAUAUGUGGUUUUGUGUGUUUUUUCAAAUCGGAUUUGUUAUUUCAAAAAUGACA